Messenger RNA from Mytilinidion resinicola, 787 nucleotides. RefSeq names its product ribosomal protein L11. NCBI's taxonomy places the organism in Eukaryota, Fungi, Ascomycota, Dothideomycetes, Mytilinidiales, Mytilinidiaceae. The transcript is spliced from 2 exons. The record is from RefSeq and is a predicted model, not a curated record. Gene Ontology annotation, cellular component: ribosome; mitochondrial large ribosomal subunit. Bases 48 to 581 code for a protein of 177 amino acids. Gene Ontology annotation, biological process: translation. Gene Ontology annotation, molecular function: structural constituent of ribosome; large ribosomal subunit rRNA binding.
CGCAACGAACGAUACCCCAUUGCAACCCACCGUACACACCCCUCGCCAUGGCGAAGAAAGCCCUCGCCAAAGACCAGAUUGUCAAACUCAUCGUGGGCGCAGGCCAAGCGUCGCCCUCGCCGCCCGUCGGUCCCGCACUAGGAAGUAAAGGUGUGAAGAGCAUGGAUUUCUGUAAAGAAUUUAACGCCCGCACCGCCCACUACACCCUCGGUACCCCCAUCCCCGCGCGCGUCACCGUCCGCCCGGACCGCUCCUUCCACUUCGAGCUGCGCACGCCGCCCACCGCGACCCUCCUCCUGACGGCCGCGGGCGUGAUGCCCACCAAGAACAAGAUCAAGGGCGCCGGCAACGUGCCGGGGCCGAUGAACAACGCGGAAGGCGCGCGGGGGAAGCAAACCUCUGCCUCGCCGACGGUCGGCAAUGCGGUGGUCGGGACCGUGGGGAGCGUGAGCUUGAAGCACAUCUACGAGAUUGCGAAGAUUAAGCAGAGCGAGACGCGGUUGAGUGUGAUGGGGCUGGAGAGUUUGGCGAAGUGUGUCGUGGCGCAGGCGGCCAGUAUUGGGGUUGUGGUAGUGCCGUAGGAGACGGGGGUGGGAAAAGCAUGGGAUGGCGUUUAUGUUUUGGGAAUACCAGCAGUCGGGGCUUGAGUUUGGAGCGUCAGCUAAGGCUGGGGGUUGAGUGGAUUGUUGUAUCAUAUGUACGCUGUAUAAAGAUCAUUAGAGAGAUUAGGAAAUAUCAGAUAUCUCAAUGCUGCAUAAUCGACACACACAUAAGGUCUCAUUUACGG